CGUGAAUUAUUGUAGUUUUACAUCAUAAAUUUGCUACCAUUUGAGGGUCGAAGUAGCAAAUCAAAUCUUAAACGACAAAAUAUUGUAAAUGAGUAGCAAAUACUAUGGUUACCUAAAUUAAAUUUACCACGUCGACUGAUGACUAAAUAAUACGAGUUGGGUAUCCAAGAAGUAAUUUUCCAUAUGCUUGUAGCUAGCCAGCCGAUUUAGAAGCCCAACCCAACGUUCUUCUCGGAUAAAUUAGCUGAACCAAUCUUCACAUUACUGCAUUUGUUUCUCUUCUACCCUUCUGCUUCUGGUCUAUGAGUUUCUAUGUGGAAAGACUGCAGCUUGGAGUUCCUGCUGCAGCAAUCCAUUCAUCCCCAAAAGAGAAGAAAGAAUUGCUAGUGUGGUUAGCAUCAUGACCGUUCUUCAAGCUAAGAGAUAUCAGGUCGAACCCAAUGCUAAAGACCCUUUUUUUGUCAUUUUACAUUCUUGAUCUGCUGCAUGAGUGAAAGCUUUGAGCUUGACAAUUGACGGCUGAUCGCCUGCUCUGAUUUUGCUGCAGGCGAAGAAGAGAAGGCCACGGGAAGUUUGCGACGGGGCUGUUUCCUGCAGCAAUCAGGCGAGAAAACCGACUCCGACUCCGACUCCGACUCCGCUUCCGUUCUUUCUCUUUCUUUCAGUCUCUAGUCUACUCUAAUGAGCUUUGUUUGGUGGCACUCAUUGCCCUUCUGAAGAUCUCUUUAGUUUGCUUCAAUUGCCCUUGUGAGAUUUUUUUCUUUAGCUUGCUUUCAUCCAGUUGUUCGGUGGUUCCUUCCUUGCAUGAUCAUUACUGAAAUCAAACUGGGUCUGGUGGGUUCUUAGUGAAAAGCUGAAUGCAUGAGCUAUUUACCUUUUUUCUGAACUUUGAAAGAGAUGUUUAAUGUAGGGGUUGUGGAGAAAUAGGAAGGGAAAGGAAAAGGGUUUUGAAACAAAGGAAGAAAGCUUGAAUAUGUAUGUGCUUGGUCUACCUCAGGAAGCAGAUAUAGUCGCAAUCAAGUCUCCUGUAAAGUCAGUCAAGAAUCAGAAGGAUAUCUUCAGUGCUAUGGGGAAGAGGGCCUCCAUGGAGAAUCUGUAUGUCAGUGGCGAGGUUGACAAUGCUGCAAUGAGAAAAGCACAUGAGUUUGCAUCUAGUCUACCUGGAAACUUUCCUACCUUGAUGAAGCUUAUGCACCCUUCACAUAUUGGGUUUUCCUUGCAUCUUGUGGCAGGGUUUUGCUACAAGCAUUUGCCUGACAAGGAUAAGGUGAUCGACCUAGAAGAUGACAAGGGCAAAGUUUAUCCCGCCCAAUUCUUAGCUAGUAAGCAUUGUCUUAGCGGUGGAUGGAGAGCUUUCUCCAUCCAUCACAAGUUAGUUCAAGGCGAUGUUGUGGUUUUUCAGUUACUUGAACCGACCAAGUUCAAGGUCUACGUAGUGAGAGCAAGUGCCUCAGAGCAAGCGAGUAGAAGAUCCAAGAGAAAGGUCGAGACAAGUGCCAAAGAAGCCAAGAAGACCAGCAUCACCAACUGCAAAAUUGUAGUACAUAAACAAGACGAGCCCAAGAAUGGAAGCGAGGAAGAUUUCGGUUUUGAUAUCUCAGAUGGGAUAAUUAUGUCAUCAGAUCAACCAGCUGUUGAUUUCCAGCAAGUGAGGAACGUUGAUGACUUUGACAUUGUGGUUAAUGGCCUGAUCAUCAACUGUGAACUCUCCAAACAGCUUCAGUACAAGUACUACGAACUAUGCAGCAGCCAGAAGUCUUUCCUCCACCAACAUAUUCCCAAUGGGCUUAACUGUAAGCUGAUAGCCGGAAUAAUCGCUGAGACCACUAACAUUGCUGAUGCAGUAAGGACUGCAAAGUUCGGUACUCGACAGAAGGAAGAGUUUGCAACUUGGGAAAACACAUUGUCAGGAUUCGAGAAGCUGGGAAUGAAUGUGGAGUUCAUACUCACCAGGUUGAGGCAGCUCAUAGGGCUUUCUGACCAUGCCAAUAGGUGCAAGAAAUUGAAGACUGAGAGAGUUGAAGUGGGAGAGGAGGUGAAGGCUUUGAAGGCAAAACUCGAGAAAUCGGUAGGUAGAAUGAAGAGGAAUGAUGAAGAGAUAGAGAGAUUGGAAAAUGAGGAGGAUGUUGAGGUGAGGUUCACAAAAUUGGCUGAAGCUCCAUGGUCAAUGUAACUGGAUGCUGACUUUGUAUCUAGCUUAGAGAGCUACUAAGUUCAAACCAUUCUGUAUGAGGUUUGUACGACUUGGCUUGGAAAGAUAUAAAGUCACCAUCUCUGUAGCUAUGAAUGACUCGGACGGUCCAAGUUCUAAUACGAUCGACCGGAUGAUCGAGAUCUUCGAGCAGCAAAGUGAUUAACCGAAGGGAUUUGUAUCAGCUGAAUGACCAAAUGCAUACACGAAACUAAGUUGUAAUGUAAGAUUCCAUUGAAUUCGAUUACCUCCAGUGUAAAUUACCAUCAACUGGAAAACUGCAAGCACGGAUACACAUGGAUGCCAGAAAACCAGAUGGGUCCAUAUCAUCAUACCCAGUUGGGCAAAUGCAUGGUAUUUUUCUACAACCCCAUGCCACAUUCAGCCAUGCAACCUCACAUGGAGCAUAAAGGAAUGGUGACUGGUACAGGACAAGUAAGAAGAAUAUAGAACUGGCCCAUUAACUAGCGCCAAUGCGCCAUUCUUUUUGCCGAAUACACUGCAUACCCACCAAAUUUCAACUCAUUACAUUUGCCUUAAGAAGUAAAAGUAAAUAACUUCUUCCUCGUGUAAUAAAUCAUAGAACUUUCA
Molecule: messenger RNA, 2782 nt
Organism: Linum trigynum
Lineage: Eukaryota; Viridiplantae; Streptophyta; Magnoliopsida; Malpighiales; Linaceae
Source: the annotation of a GenBank genome assembly